This is a messenger RNA of Pistacia vera, 2385 nucleotides long. RefSeq names its product ABC transporter A family member 7-like. Gene Ontology annotation, biological process: lipid transport; transmembrane transport. Gene Ontology annotation, cellular component: intracellular membrane-bounded organelle; membrane. Gene Ontology annotation, molecular function: ATP hydrolysis activity; lipid carrier activity; ATP binding. The record is from RefSeq and is a predicted model, not a curated record. The transcript has 15 exons. Lineage: Eukaryota; Viridiplantae; Streptophyta; Magnoliopsida; Sapindales; Anacardiaceae. Bases 1 to 2310 code for a protein of 769 amino acids.
AUGGCGGCCGGUUUCGGCAAUCAAGCUAAUGCUUUACUCAGAAAGAACUUAACUUUCCAGAAACGAAAUGUGAAGGCGAAUAUUCGACUUGUUGCCUUUCUAUUGUCCUCUGCUAUUAAUUUUGGCCAUCCAAAUUUUCUUGAUAAGGUAGUAAGCAAUAACGAUGACAAUAAGUGUGGUUGUAUUUGUGUCAGAAGAAUGGAGAUGAAUGUGAAGAGAAAGAUGUGGGAUAGAGCACUCAAAUUUGAAUCAAGCAGUUUUUGUCGCAUUCCUAAUCCUCCAGAAUGGCCACCAUUAUUACAGAUACCAGCACCUGAAUACGUGCCGAUAAGAUGUCUGCAAGGUUUAAAUCUGUGGCGCACUAGCUCUUCAGAGAUAAAUGAUGAGAUAUAUAAAGGUUAUAUUGAAAGGGAACUCGGAAGAAAGAUUAAUGAGAUAAUUGCAGCCUAUGAUUUCUUAAACUCUGACCUGAAUAAAUUUAACAUGAGCAUCUGGUACAAUUCGACAUGGAAUUCUCCUAGUAGAUUGGUGCGGGUACCACGCUUGGUUAAUCUGGUGGUCUUGACAGCUUUGGUAUAUGAGAAACAGCAGAAACUGAGAAUUAUGAUGAAAAUGCAUGGACUGGGUGAUGGACCUUAUUGGAUGAUUUCAUAUGCUUAUUUUUUUGCCAUAUCUGCAGCGUACAUGCUAUGUUUUGUGAUAUUUGGCUCAGUCAUAGGUUUGAGAUUCUUCACACUCAAUUCAUACAGCAUCCAUUUUGUGUUUUAUUUUAUCUACAUAAACCUGCAAAUUUCUCUGGCCUUUCUAUUAGCUGUGCUGUUCUCAAAUGUGAAGACCGCUGCAGUUGUCGGAUACAUAUGCAUUUUUGGAACUGGCCUCUUGGGUUCCUUUCUUUUUCAGGUCUUUGUUCAAGAUCAAUCAUUUCCAAGAGGCUGGAUCAUUGUAAUGGAGUUAUAUCCUGGCUUUUCUCUUUAUCGUGGGUUAUAUGAAUUCGGACAAUAUUCCUUCAGGGGUCACAACAUGGGGAUUGAUGGUAUGAGGUGGGCAGAUUUGGCUGACAGUAGAAAUGGGAUGAGAGAGAUCUUGAUUAUCAUGUUGAUUGAGUGGUUGUUGGUGCUUGCUAUAGCUUAUUAUAUAGAUAAAAUUGUGUUAUCUGGAAGUGCGAAAGGUCCUAUGUUUUUCUUGCAAAACUUUAAGAAGAAACCUCAUUCAUCUACUCAGAGGCCUAUUUUGGGAAGGCAGGGAUCUAAAGUCUUAGUUGAAAUAGACAAACCUGAUGUCGUUCAGGAGAGAGAGAAGGUUGAGCAGUUGCUGCUUGAACCAAGCACAAGUUAUGCAGUCAUCGUUGAUAACCUUAGAAAGAUAUAUCCUGGAAGGGAUGGUAAUCCUGAAAAAUUGGCUGUAAAAGGGCUAUCUCUUGCUUUACCUUCAGGGGAGUGUUUUGGCAUGCUUGGUCCUAAUGGCGCUGGCAAAACCUCUUUUAUUGGUAUGAUGAUUGGGAUCACAAAGCCAACCUCUGGAGCAGCAUUUGUUCAGGGUUUUGACAUACGGACUGAAAUGGAUACAAUAUAUACCAGCAUUGGUGUAUGCACUCAGGAAGACCUGCUGUGGGAAAACCUAACAGGAAGAGAGCACUUACUAUUUUACGGCAGACUUAAGAACCUCGAAGGUUCUGCCUUGAAACAAGCAGUAGAAGAAUCCCUCAAGAGUGUCAACCUGUUUCAUGGAGGGGUUGCCGACCAAAAAGCUGGGAAAUACAGUGGAGGUAUGAAGAGGAGGCUGAGUGUAGCCAUUUCACUGAUAGGGGAUCCCAAAGUUGUUUAUAUGGAUGAGCCUAGUACCGGAUUGGAUCCAGCUUCAAGGAAUAAUUUAUGGACUGUUGUGAAGCGUGCAAAACAAGGCCGCGCAAUUAUUCUCACCACCCAUUCUAUGGAGGAGGCAGAGGCCCUAUGUGACCGAUUAGGAAUUUUUGUAGAUGGCAGCUUGCAAUGCAUUGGAAACCCAAAAGAGUUAAGGGCUAGAUAUGGAGGAUCAUAUGUGUUCACAAUGACAACAUCUGCGGAUCAUGAGGCAGAAGUGGAGAGUAUGAUAAAACAUCUCUCCCCAAGCGCUACUAAGAUAUACCAAAUAUCUGGAACCCAAAAAUUUGAGCUUCCGAAACAUGAAGUUUGGAUUGCAGAUGUAUUCCAAGCUGUUGAGGAUGCCAAGCGCAGGUUCACAGUUUUUGCUUGGGGUUUGGCUGAUACCACUCUGGAGGAUGUCUUCAUCAAGGUUGCACGUAGCGCCCAGGCGUUUAACAAUCUGCCAUGAUUUGUCACAUAAUAUUAGAUUAUUCUUGAACUGCUUCUAUAGUGUGGAUCGUAUAUCCGAUUUUUGGGAUUGACA